This is a messenger RNA of Bufo bufo (common toad), 1049 nucleotides long. It is a transcript of the gene ATP6AP1L, whose product is annotated as ATPase H+ transporting accessory protein 1 like. The transcript is spliced from 4 exons. The record is from RefSeq and is a predicted model, not a curated record. Gene Ontology annotation, cellular component: proton-transporting V-type ATPase complex. Lineage: Eukaryota; Metazoa; Chordata; Amphibia; Anura; Bufonidae. The coding region runs from base 1 to 819 and encodes 272 amino acids.
AUGUCUCAUGGAAGUGAUCUCCCUCCUCAAAGUACUGUCAAUGUCACCAAAAAUGGCCAAACUUGUAUUCUAUUUGGAGUCAAGAGAAUAAUAAUCAGAUUUAAGAAUCAAACUCAGCUGGACCUGACAAAUACAAAUUUCAGCCUGUAUGACAACGUGGAUGUGGUUGAUUCGAACUGCAAUGAAGAAAAUUCCACGCUUACCUUGAAGUUUCUCAAGGUUGGGCAUUUAAAAGGACUUGCCUUAAGAUUUGUAUUAGUGAAAAGUUACUACAAGCUGUCCGUGCAGAACUGGUACAAACUGCAAAGCGUACAGAUACUUCUUAACCAUUCUGUGCAAGCAACAUUCAGCACCUCCAGAAUAUUUGCUCCCGUCAGCUAUUCUUACCACUGUCAGCAUGUCAGCAGCCUACACAAAUACGAUGCGCUGUUAGUCCCCAGCUCCGCCGAAAACAGCUCGCGGCUGUGGGAUGUCACGUUCCAGGAUUUCCAGAUACAGGGAUUUCUCAUUGAAGCCGGAGAGUUUGCAUAUGCCAAGGACUGUACUACCUACUUUUCACCAGCAAUUCUUAUGGGUCUAGUCAUGUCACUUAUCCUUUUGUUAGUUUUGGCCUACGCACUCCACAUGCUGAUACAUUUGAAAUCAAUGGACAGACACUAUCAGAGGAAAUGCUCUGCCACCUAUUUUCCUAAAAUGAAGGACAAUUACCUGGAAGAUGAGAGGGAGCCCCUCAGAGGCAACGGACAGGAAUACUAUGAGCUAAGACAGCCGGAGCACUGUAGACUAAGCAUUCAGCAGUUUGCAUCUGUUUCUCAUUAGCUUUAUAAUUGACCAUUGUUCCCCUUUGUGUAUUUCUCUUAUUCUGAUUUCACAUUAAACACAGUUUCCAAGAAAUGACUCCCCAGAUAAAGACCUUAUAAAAUAAACUCUUGUGCAACACAGUAACUCCGGAGACCAAAGACCCUGAAAGACUCUUGUGAAACUACAGAGCAUUUUGUCACAAGGAUGUUUAUUGCCCACAGUAUAUUGGUGAUGUGUUAGAUUGUGAA